Molecule: messenger RNA, 730 nt
Organism: Rhizophagus irregularis DAOM 181602=DAOM 197198
Lineage: Eukaryota; Fungi; Glomeromycota; Glomeromycetes; Glomerales; Glomeraceae
Source: RefSeq, a predicted model, not a curated record
AAUUUCUAUGAUAACAACAUGUAGUAAUUUAAAAGAAAUUCAAAUUUAUGAUGAAACGUUGAAAGAUGGAGGAUUUUAUAUACCAUUAGAUAUUAAUUAUAAACAUACAGCUGAUGAAUUUAUUUGUAAACUUGGAACGGCUUUACCAGAAUCAGUUCAUACGAUAAGAUUGGUUAUGGAUUGGUUUUAUAAAUCAAGUUCUCUUGAUAUAUUUUUUAAACAAUGUAAUGCUAAAAGAUUACAAAGAUUGGAAUUUAGUAAUUGCUCAUUUUUUUCAAGUAAACAUCUUGAAGUUGUAGUUCGUCAUUGUGGAGGGACAUUAAAACAUUUAUAUUUUAAUAGUUAUCAUCGAAUGUGUAGAGAUGAUGUUAAAAAAGUGAGAGAGAUAAUUCCGAAUCUUGUUAUUGGGAAUAAUGAAUUUAACAGAGCAUGUUAACCUCUUCCGCUUUGGUUAAAAAUGUUUAGAUAUCGUUUAAUAUAUAUUUAUUUUUAAAUAGAGAUUAUCUUAACAAUGUAUAUAAUUGUAGACCAACCCUAAUACAUUGAAUGAUUGUAAUAAUAGAAUAUACAUAAAUGGUUAAGGUAUUCUUAUGUAGAAUCACGCAUCAUUCACCAUAAAACUUGUUUACAGAAUGGUUGUAAAAAUUUAAUUAUAUUGUUUAUUGUGAUUGUAUGUGAUAGUAAUUACAUGGAUAUGCACCCUUAUUGUGCUUAUUGUGGUACGGUACGA